AUGAAGGUGAAGCUCCAAGCACUGAGGAGACAAUACGAGCUACUGCAAAUGGAAGAAGCUGAAAGUGUGGUUGAUUACUUUAAUCAUGUGCAAACCAUCACAAAUCAUAUGAAGACCAAUGGUGAAGUAAUGAUUGAUUUGGUGAUUAUUGAAAAGAUUCUAAGAACUCUAACACAAAGAUUUGAUCAUAUAGUGGUGGCCAUAGAUGAACCAAAGGAAAUUGAUACAUUGAAGGUGGUGAAAUUGCAAGCAAAAACAUCUAAACAAGCCUUUCAAGCUCAGGUCGAUAAAAAGGCUAAUCAAGAUGAAGGAAAAUACAAAAAGGGAAAAGGAAAAUCAAAGUGGCAUAAGAAGAAAGAUUCUAAUAAAGGGGUUGGAAAUUCAAAGAACCAAAAUAGUGGUGAUAAUUAUAGCAAGAAAAAUAAUGGCAACAAAUGA
Cicer arietinum (chickpea) is the source of this 438-nucleotide messenger RNA. Lineage: Eukaryota; Viridiplantae; Streptophyta; Magnoliopsida; Fabales; Fabaceae. The record is from RefSeq and is a predicted model, not a curated record.